AUGAAGAUCGCUCUAGCCCUUCUAUUCUCUGCUCUUCUUGGUCUUUCGGCUUAUGCAACUGAGGAAGAGUUCGAACCAUUCAAGGCUAAGAAAUUCUGGCGCUCGUCUCGCUUCUUGGACUCUGAAACAGCUGAUACUGGUUCUCACAAAGUCACUGUUGCGAAAAUGAACGAUAUAUACGAUGGUAUCAUCGAUUCAAUGCUCAGCCGAGACAAUCAGUAUGAAAAUGGUGGUAUUGCUGACAACGUUGAAAGUGAAUCGGCUGAAAACAAAGAAACCGAGACCGCUCAAAUCAACAACUUUGAUGACAUUUUUGAAGCGAAACUUCUCAACCUCCGUCGUAAACUGAUUCGUUAUGCCGAUCAGUUGGCAAAGACUCGUAAAUUAAGAAUCAAUCUCUUUGAGACACUCGGACUCCAAGAAAAAGAUUCAUUCGCACCAUUUGAAUAG
Caenorhabditis remanei is the source of this 450-nucleotide messenger RNA. RefSeq lists its product as uncharacterized. Lineage: Eukaryota; Metazoa; Nematoda; Chromadorea; Rhabditida; Rhabditidae. The transcript is spliced from 2 exons. The coding region runs from base 1 to 450 and encodes 149 amino acids. The record is from RefSeq and is a predicted model, not a curated record.